This is a messenger RNA of Chaetomium fimeti, 396 nucleotides long. RefSeq lists its product as uncharacterized. The transcript is spliced from 2 exons. The record is from RefSeq and is a predicted model, not a curated record. The coding region runs from base 1 to 396 and encodes 131 amino acids. Lineage: Eukaryota; Fungi; Ascomycota; Sordariomycetes; Sordariales; Chaetomiaceae.
AUGCCGAGUGAGGACCUGUGGUCUGCACGGCCAGCGGCCCUGCAGUGGCGACAAAUCGUAGAUGGAUUUGUCUUCGUCUUCUGCGUCAAACAGAGAGAAUCGUUUGAUAAACUCGUGGACGAGUCCGAGUUCUUACUCCAGCUCAAAGCGAAGAAGCAUGUUCCCCUUAUCCUAGUUGGCGGCGAGCCCGGUUACUGUGACCUGGAGCAUGUUAAUGGAAAACCACGCCGGGUUACGGUACAAGCCUGGUCCGCGGCGACCGAGAAGAAGACGGCGGCAGAGCUGGGCAACCGUUUCAAUGUCCACAUGCUCCAUGUAGACCUCCUCAGUGAUGCCAGCGUGAAGCAGGCCGCUGCCGACACUGUCGAGAUCGUUGGCGAGCGUGGCAUCGACUAG